This is a messenger RNA of Punica granatum (pomegranate), 2352 nucleotides long. Lineage: Eukaryota; Viridiplantae; Streptophyta; Magnoliopsida; Myrtales; Lythraceae. The record is from RefSeq and is a predicted model, not a curated record.
UGCUGGUGAAUCAACCUCUCCCGCUGUCCUGCAUGCAAAGUUUUCAUGGCGGACGCCAAGAGAACUCGCCUCGCCAGAAAAUCGCAGACUUUCUACGGAGACGAGAGCCAUUGAAGGCAAAUCAGAACUCAGACUUCGCUUCCUUGCCGUCUUUCCCCGUGUAACUCCCUCAUUCACCUCGUCUGUGCUCGUGAUCGAGGAGGAACUAGGAAGCUUCUCUUGGAUAGAGAACAAUGGGGGUUCCCCAGACGAUGGAGAGCCUCAAGGAGAGAGCUGCAUUCAUAAGAGAGUCGCUGCAUAAGAGCCAGACCAUCACCGACAGCAUGGUCUCCAUCCUCGGCUCCUUCGACCACCGCCUCUCCGCCCUCGAGACAGCCAUGCGCCCAACUCAGAUACGGACGCACUCCAUUAGGAGGGCCCAUGAGAACAUCGACAAGACGCUGAAGGUCGCAGAGGAUGUUCUGGUGCAGUACGAUCUCACUCGCAAGGCGGAAGCGAAAAUACUGAGGGGGCCGCACGAGGACUUAGAGAGCUACCUGGAAGCGAUUGAUCAGUUGAGAAGCAACAUCCAAUUCUUCAGCAGCAACAAGGGCUUUAAGAGCAGUCAUGGAGUGCUCAACCACGCGAACAGCCUACUUGCCAAAGCUAUAUCGAAGCUAGAAGACGAGUUCAGACAGAUUUUGACAAAUCACAGCAAGCCUGUCGAACCUGAUCGUCUUUUCGAUUGCCUUCCCAACAAUUUACGGCCAUCAUCAGCGUCAUCUGGAAAUCAAGAUGAUUCUAGGGGAAAGAAUCAAUCCGAGCAAGACGCUAAAAGCUUAGAAAAAGCAGUUUACACCCUUCCAACUCUUAUGCCACCAAGGGUCCUCCCAUUGUUGCACGAUUUGAUUCAACAGAUGAUUCAAGCAGGGCACCAGCAGCAGCUCUUCAGGAUCUACGGGGAUAUUCGUGCUUCAGUUGUGGAGCAGAGUCUCCGGAAGCUAGGCGUAGAGAAGCUCAACAAAGAUGACGUACAGAGAAUGCAAUGGGAGGUUUUAGAGGCUAAAAUUGGAAAUUGGAUUCAUUAUAUGCGCAUUGCUGUCAAGCUUCUUUUUGCCGCGGAAAAGAAAAUCUGUGAUCAGAUAUUUGAUGGCUCGGAUUCGCUAAGAGAACAAUGCUUUGCUGAUGUAACUAUGAAUUCUGUUGCCGUUCUCCUCAGUUUUGGGGAGGCCAUCGCUAAGAGUAAAAGGUCGCCUGAAAAGUUAUUUGUGCUCUUGGACAUGUAUGAGAUAAUGAGAGAACUGCAGCCAGAGAUUGCUACACUUUUUGCUUCCAAAUAUUGCACUGAAAUGCGGGACUCGGCUUUAAAUUUGACUAAGCGGCUUGCUCAGACGGCCCAAGAGACUUUUGGUGAUUUUGAGGAAGCAGUCGAGAAAGAUGCCACAAAAACUUCCGUUCUCGAUGGAACUGUUCAUCCUCUAACCAGCUACGUGAUAAAUUACGUAAAAUUCUUAUUUGACUAUCAGUCAACACUGAAGCAACUUUUUCAGGAGUUUGAUGACAACGAGCCCGAGGCUCAAUUGGCCUCUCUAACUACAAGAAUCAUGACCGCUCUUCAGAAUAACCUCGACGGGAAGUCUAAGCAAUACAAAGAUCCUGCCUUGACCCAGUUGUUCCUCAUGAAUAACAUUCACUAUAUUGUGAGAUCCGUAAGGAGGUCUGAGGCAAAGGACUUACUCGGGGAUGACUGGGUGCAAAUCCACCGGAGAAUUGUACAGCAACACGCAAAUCAGUACAAAAGGAUUUCUUGGGCGAAGAUUCUGCAGUGCCUCACGGUACAGGGAGUUGGGGCAGACGGAAGUGGCAGCGGUGGACUCUCAAGAGCAAUGGUGAAGGACAGAUUUAAGACGUUCAAUGUCCACUUCGAGGAGCUCCACCAGAGGCAGUCCCAAUGGACAGUUCCCGACAGCGAGCUGCGUGAAUCCCUAAGACUUGCUGUUGCGGAAGUUGUUUUACCCGCUUAUAGAUCGUUCAUCAAACGCUGCGGGCCGCUCAUAGAGAACGGAAAGAACCCACAGAAGUACAUCAGGUAUUCAGUCGAGGAUCUAGAACGAAUGCUGAACGAGUUCUUUGAGGGCAAGACAUGGAGUGAGCCGAAGCGGUAAUCCUUUUAGAAACGAGUUUGCUCGGUCAAUUGAAUUUGCUUCAGUCUGUAAUUAAUUAAGAUUUUCUCCAAUAAUCAUUGUCCUCGGUGGUAACCUCGUCUCCCGGCAUUCUUUUGUUGGAAUAAGGGAUAAUAAUGCCCAUAAAAUGAUAUGUAUGUCGUCUUUAGGCUCUUUUACUAAUUAAAAUGAGCAUAUAUGCUUAUACUUA